AUGUCAAGAGCAUGGUCGACUUCAGAAGAAGAAGAAGUCGUCGAUGAAAAUAAAGAGGAUUAUUCAUUGUUACUAUUUUAUAUGAUUGGCACACACUUCUGCUUCUUCCUUAUCACUUAUUUCUGGUUGUAUCCGACGGCCGAACCACCAAAAAACGCCAUUAUGCACAAGUUGACUUCGGACUCGAAAAAGUCUCGACUAACCGGUGAACCCGUCCGCCCGGCAACUCGUCUCUCAAUCCGUGAAAUCAGUUUUCUGAGUCGUCGUCAAAUGUGUCAAGAGAGAAAAUAUCAGUUGACAGAAGAGGAUCAGAAGACGUUGAUGAUGGCACGAGACGGAGAAGUGAACUAUUUGAGAGAAGCAUCUCAAAUGCACACUGAUAAGACGAUGAACUAUGGGUGUCUGAUUGUCGAGAGAGGUGUACCCAUACCAACGGAUACGGAUUUGAAGCAAGAUAUUAUGGAACCGAUUGAGGACGACGACGCGGCACCUAUUGAGGAUCUUGCCAGACUGAAACGACAUAAGGAACCAGAGAAACCGAAAACUAAACGGAAAAAGACAAAGGAGAGAAUGGAAGCCCUGGACCAGCUAACACGUGGUGUGAGUGCUGAGAAGCUAUCACUAUUCAAACAAAACACGACACCGGAUCAAUCAAGGAAGCUCCAACGGACGAUAUCAUCUAUGCUCCGACCCGAACGGACACAGGAUGGAGCAGCGACGAUAGAGGAUGAUAAGACUCAGCAGAGGGUGAUUGUGAAGAAACCGAGUAGUAAACCAACGCAAAGACCGUCGACACUGGAAGUGAAUAAGAAGAAGUCGAAUACACAACGAGGGGAUAACUCAAGGAAAGUCCCCCACCUUGUUCGGGUUCCCCAAGUUGAAAACAAAACCAAUACUCUGGAGUCUUCAAUGGCACGGACAAUAGAGGAAACGACACGAACGAAAGGGACUGGAUCCAGGGAGCCGCUGGGUCCGUGA
This is a messenger RNA of Caenorhabditis remanei, 978 nucleotides long. RefSeq lists its product as uncharacterized. The transcript is spliced from 4 exons. Lineage: Eukaryota; Metazoa; Nematoda; Chromadorea; Rhabditida; Rhabditidae. The record is from RefSeq and is a predicted model, not a curated record. The coding region runs from base 1 to 978 and encodes 325 amino acids.